AGUGAGAAAAAACGAUUGAGCAGUGAAAAAUGGAAGCAGGGAGCGAGAAAGACUCUCCUCCAAUGGGUGACAAAUGCAUUGCCAAAAGAAAUGGGAAUAACUGUUCGCGAUUUCGGUGAGAGUUGGAGAGAUGGAAAUGCUUUCUUGGGAAUAAUUGAUGCGAUAAAAAAGAAUCUUGUCAAUAUUGCGGGAAUGAGAGGUGCGACAAAUCGCAGUCGUUUGGAGACGGCAUUCAAUGUUGCUGAGGAGAAAUUGGGAAUCGCACGUCUUCUGGAUCCUGAGGACGUUGAUGUACCUCAGCCAGAUGAAAAAUCAAUUAUGACAUACGUUGCACAAUUUUUGCACAAAUAUCCAGAGCCGAGGUCGUAUGAUAAUGAUUCGUUUGCUACUGUUCAGCAAGAGUAUGAUGGUCUUCUUACUUGGCUCAAUGAACGCAUCAAAAUGCUUGAGCAAUUUGAGAGGACACACUCAUUUCCUUCUAAUUACGCUUGACAGCUGCUGAAAAUUUAAUCAGCGACAGGAGAAUCGAUAACAGACAGAGUGUUGAUAAUCACAAGGAUUUCUUUGGAAAAGUCAAUGAGCGAUGGAUUCAGGAUCUCAUCAAUGCUGGACAAGAUCUCAGGAAUGCAUUACCAUCUGAUCAGCAGAGACCGAUCAUCGAUGCUGUUGAUGGACUGCAGCAGCGAUGGCGUGACGUUCUGGCUUUUGCACCACUUCAUCUGAUGAGACUCGAAUUUCGCCUGGAUGAGACAACAUUUUUGCAAUACCUCAAGGACAUUGAGAUGGAAAUUAAUUCAGAGCAGCAGGCGUUGAUCAAGAACGAGAAUGUUGACACGAUUCUUGGAAGGAAUGACGAGUUCUUCGUGAAGAGGGGAGUCAUCGGUGAGGUGCAGAAGAAUUUACAGAGCUUGAAGAAAAUUAGUAUUGCUUACAGCCAGAUUAAGCCUGAUGACAAAACACUCCAGGAGGCUGUGGCACAGGCUGAGCAGAUGUGGGAGGAUUCAGCUCAGAGGAUUGAGACACUCAGGGAGCAGUUGAAGCAAGUCCCUGAGCAAUGGGCCACUUACAGGAAUAAGUUCGAGGAAAUGGUGAGAUGGAUGGAUCACGUUGAUGGCAUUAUCCGAACAAUUCUCAAAGAAGUCAAUUCUCUGGAGGAAUUCCAGAAAGAACGAACUGUCUUCCAGAAUGUGUGCCAUGAGGCUGACAGCAAGCGAGAAGAGAUGAAGUGGUUGGUCCAGACGCUGGACAGUCUGACGACGAAUCGUUCUGAUCAUGAAGCCCUGAGUGAACAACGACAGCUUGAACAAUUGAUAACGCGUUACAAGAACUUGAUACCAACCAUUGAGAUAACAAUGACGAAGACCGACAUCUACACGAAGAGUUACACUUAUCGUAAAGAGGUGCACGAGGUUUGCACACUCCUUGAGAAAGUUAGGAGAGAAUUUACGGUGGAGAGUCCAGAGGUGCCAGCAGAAGGGGAGAAAGCUGCUGAGAUUCUGAAGGAAGCUGUGAGCAAUCAUGAGAGUCGAUUGAGUCAAUUGGAGACCCAGAGGGCGAAUAUUGUGAGUAUGCUGCAACGUGGAAAGGAUUUGCUGAAGGAUCAGCACGCACCCCCAUUCGUCUCAUCCGAGAUUCAACAGCUGGAGUCGAGCUGGAAUGACACUUAUGGCCAGAGUGUCGACACCCUGAAGACCCUGAAGACCUCGCAGAAGCUGUGGGAGGCGUAUGAGCAGCAGAAAGAAGAAAUAACCAAGCUAAUGAGAGAAGCUAAUGAGGAAUUACAGAAGAUCAAGAGCAUGAGCUUCCGGGACGCACAAAGAGUCGCUUCCAAUAUUCAAUUCCAGAAGGAAUUUUUUUCGAACUUGAAGAGAUCAUCCGGGGAAAUAAUCUCCAAAUUGAAGGACACGGAGGAAAAAAUACGGGACAUCAAUCCUGGGGAGAUUACGAUCACGAUCAGGGAGGAGAUCACGAAGAUCGAGAAGAUCGUGCACACGACUAUUGAGAAAGUGGAGAAACGUGUGACUCAUUUGGAAAAACAGGGGGUGAAAUGGUCAAAGGUGCAGAAUGAGAUGAUGGAGUUGAAGAAUUGGGCGCAGCAGAAUGCACCACAGGCUAUUGCCACAGUCCAGGAUGCGUCAACAACACCAGAGGAGAGAGUACGAAAAACGGAAAUACUGCAGAAGCAAAUCUCUGAUAAAAUUGAGAACCUGAAGACUCUGGAGGAGGAAUCAAAGGAAUUGAUUACAGAAGAACAAGCUGUCGACUCGAAGCUCCUGAAGACCGAGAUAAUCGAGCUGGAGAAGUCUUUGCAGGCCCUGAACGACAGGAUUUCCCAUCAACGUGACGAUGCCACGAAGAAUCUUGCCACCUGGAAGCAGUACGAAGUGAAGAUUGAGAAAGUCAAGCCCUGGAUUGACCAAGCGGAGUGUCAAGUUGCGACAAUCGGUGUAAAACCAUCGAGUCUUCCUCAGGCAUUCGAGAUGAUGCAGACAGCGAGAGCCUUUGAGCGCCAGUGCCAACAGCAUUUGCCACAUAUUCAGGAUUUAUCUCAGGUGAGUCAGCAGAUCGAGGGGAGGACUGUAGCUCCUGAUGAAGUUGAUGCUGUUUACACACGGUGGAAUGCAGUCCACGACAUCUCCGUCCAGACAACCAACAAGUUGGAUAAAUUGGUGACAUCGUGGACGAAUUUUGAGAAGGAUCUUGGGGAUUUUGAUAGUUGGCUGAUCAAGAGUGAGAGAUUAGCUGAGACUCAGCCCAAUGUUCAGACCCCAGAGCCAGUCAAAUUGGAGAAGGAUUUGAAUCGUUUGAAGGUGUUUAAUAAAGAGAUCUCUGAUCAUCAGGCACAGCUCAUUGGUAUCACUCAGGUGUCUGAUCAUAUCAGGCACGGGGUCACGGUCGAGGGUGGAAUUAUUCUCAAGACUCGUGUCUCCGAAAUGAAGGGAAGAGUGGGAAAAUUAGCUGAUAAUGUCAGACAGCAGAUUAAUCUGGUGUCAGAUGCACUUCUCGCACGUCAGGAGUUUCACAUUAAAAUUUCCGAUUUUGAGAAUUGGAUGACGCAGUCGAGGGCUAAUAUCACGGAGGUCAGUGAUGUCAGUGUUGAUAAUGUUGAUAGGAAUCUUCAAGCACUCCACGGAUAUCUUCAGGAGCAUCGGGAGAAGCAGAUGAUUUUUGGUGGGAUUUAUGAUGAAGUUAAAAGACUCUCUGCUCAGGGUACACCUCAGGAGGCACAAGCUCUCAACGAAAUCUACACCGAUUUGGCUUCCAGGUACAAGGCCCUGGAGGAUGAUGUCCAGAAGAGGAAGAAGGGACUGGAGAAGUGGGGAGAGCUUCUCAACUGGUACAACGAGACGAGCGCACAAUUGAGCCACACCAACUACCAAUUGGAAAACAGAAAACCGACGGUUGAGGAUUUGGAUAAAUUGUCGAUUGAGAUUCAGAGGGUAAAUGAUAAAAUUGAAUCCUGGAAGGUGCAAAUCCCUGCUGUUGAUGAUACCAUGGGAAUCAGGAUGAGGGACAAGCAGGGAAAGUCUCUGACAGCUGCCAAUCUCGUUCACGAAUUGGAGAACAAAACAUUAGCUUUGAAAACAGAAAUAUCGACAAAGCGGGAUAAACUCGAGAGUUUGGGUGCGCGUUGGGAGAAUUUCCGACAGCUCCAUGGAAAAUUAACUGAAGAAAUAGUAACGACUCAGUCAUCGUUGCAGGAAAUAACGAUGAGCGUGAAGACUUGUGAGGAAUUGUCAGCAGCAGUGGAGAAGAUCGAUGACUUGAUCGAAGAUCAUCAGCGAAGAGAGUCGGACAAGAACACCCUCCACCGAGAGGGCAAUAAUCUGAUCAAAGAGGAUCAGAAAGCCAUGACAAAUGUCCAAGUGGUUGUCUCCUCGGUCGACGCUAAUUGGGAUAAAGUUAACGAUUUGUUGAAGGAGCAGAGAAAAAAAUACUCAGAGAUGGAGAUUAAUUGGAGGAGUUACCAGGAAUCCAGACAGAAGCUCGUGAAGUUCAUGGAGGACUCGAAGAAUCUUCAGUCAGCCCUCCAGGAUGUACCGAAUGACGUGACCCAGGCGAACGUUGCACUUGAAAAACACAAGCGAGCCUCUGAAGUUCUGAAGAAGGGAAAGCAAUUCCUGGAGAAGAUGGAGCAGAAGGCAGCGCAAAUUAUUAAGGAAGCGUCACUGAUGUCAAUGUUCAAGGGGAAAAUAAUAGAGACCGAUCUGUCCAAGAUGAGGACCGAGUACCAGGAGAUCUACACAAAGAUCAUGGAGAGGACUCAGUCACUGGAGACACAGGUGAUCAUCUGGAAACAGAUUGAAGAGUCCAAGUACGAAUUGACCCGGUGGUUGGGUAAUACCAAUGAAGCAUUGACGUCGGCUUACGAACGUCUGACUGACGCUGAGAAUGGACAGGUAAGAUUGACUCGCUAUCGAGAGGAAUUGCCCACCUAUCAGCUGCUGCAUGAGGGAAUAGCCGACAAAACGGAGCAGAUAAUCAAGAUCAAUGACAACGCAUCGAUGCCAACCCUGGAAUCGCUGAACAAAGUCCUGGAUGAGCAGUUCAGAGUUGUCCAGGAGUCGGCGGAUAGACUGGCGUCUCUCACCUCGAGUCUCACAGAGAAAGAAAAAGGAAUCAAGCAAAAUCUGAAGAGAUCGAGCGAUCAGAUCUCGAAAAUUCGUGAAGAAAUCAUAAAGUGCGACGAUUUGACCGGUGAGAACACCAGAAUUUUGGUGAGAAUAAAUAAAUGCCAGCAGUUGAAGAAGGAACUCGAGGAUUGCGACGGAGAUCUUCAGGCUAUUCACCAGGAUAUAGCAGCUGCUUCGGACAGCUAUCCGGCAAUUCGUCACUCAACUCUACCCAAAGAAUUGGAAUCGAUUCAGGAACGUCGAAGAGGUGUCGUCAGUCAUGCUGAUAAGGUAUCUGCGACGCUAGUCGCCUUCCUCACGAAAGUCUAUCACGAGAAAUUCAGUGGGUUCCAGCGAAUGGUAGCAACCCACAAGGAGAAAGUCAUGUGGUGCGUACCAGAGCAGAACAGCGAUAAAUACAAUCUAGAGGUGAAGAUGACGUCGUUAAUUGAUGUGGAAAGUGGAAUAAGAGAGUGUAAGGCUCGAAAAAUCGAGACAGACAAGUCCUUGGGGCUUCUGAAGACUGUGGAAACACCCGAGACGAUUGCUGCACUCACGGCUGAAAGGGAUAAUGUCGCGAAGGAUCUGGAGUCCCUGGAGGAUGAUUACGCGAGGAUAAAAGGAAUUCUUAACAAGAAUAUCGAAUUGUGGCAGCGCUAUGAGACAACGUCGGAGAAUAUUUCCUCCUGGCUCAAAGAAACCGAGGGUAAAAUUAGAAUCGAGGGCUCUGGUCUCAUCGAAUUGCCCCACAUCGAGGAAAAAAUCAGAGAGAUUGAGAAUUAUAUGGAAGCUGUUAAUGAAUUCGAGAAGGAGAUGAAGGAUUUAUCAGCGAUCGGUGAUGAAAUCGUUGAGGCCAGUCCAGAGUCUCGAGUUGGUCAAUACGUGGGUCAUCUGUCCUCUCGGUAUCAAGCGAUUAAAAAAUUUCUGAUUCAGCAUUUGGAAAAAUUGAGAGAAUUGAAAGAUGGGAGAGAUCUGUAUCAGUCCCACGUUCAAGAUCUCGAGACCUGGAUUCAAGAUGCUGAGGGGAAGCUGAAGAAUUUGGACGGUGCGACUGGUCCCAAGCCGAUCACCUUUUAUCAGGCGCGUCUCAUGGAGCUGAAGGCCUUCAGGGAAGACCGUGAGAAAGGACAGGGGAUUUUGAACAGGAUCGCUGAAGCUGGUGAGGCUUUGUUCCCCAAGAUCACUCCUGAUCAGAGAGAAGCCCUCAGGGCUGAGCUCAGAAAUCUCAGGAGCAGAGUCGACGCUGUGGGUGACUGGUCCAAUGGCAUUUACAAGAAAAUCGAGAAUGACAUGAUGCACAGGUCCUCGUUCGAGGACAAAUACUCUCAAGUCAAGCAGUGGCUCUCUGAUACACGUGAAAAAAUCGGUGACAAGCAGGAUCUGCUGCCAACACUCCAGGAUAAGAAACUCGUGCUGCACUCGUACAGGGCAACAUCACAAGACGUGAGCGUUCAUAAAAAUAUUCUUCAGCAGCUGUCGUCGCGUUUGGAAGAAGUGGCUGACGACGAGGCGAGCGAAAUGCUUGGGAAUAUAAUCGAGGGUUACGAAGAACUAGCUCGGAAUAUCGAGGAUCGAAUUAAUGUGGCUGAAAAACAUGUUGCUAAUCACGAGGCUUAUCUCCAGACAUUUGAUAAAACUAGGGACUGGAUUAAUUCGGUUAUAAAUGAAUUCUCACAUCUUGGUGAGGACAGCGCCGUGGAGAGAGAGUCAGCCAGAGCGAAGAUCAAUCAGAUUCAGAAUAUAUUGGCCCAGAAACCUGAGGCUGAGCGAAUCCUAGAGGACUGCAAUCAACAGUUGAAUAUCAUCCUCGAGCAGACGUCGAUUGCUGGCCAUCCAGCUCUCUCAAAAGCCUACGAGGCCCAGAAGAAGUCCUGGGAGAGCUUUCUGGCUCAACUGGAAGCGACGAAAGCUAGACUCAAUGCUUUAUUCAAUCAGUGGACGGAAUUUGAGAAGAUCGUUGAAGAUUUGGAGUGUUGGACGAAGCAGAUGGAGUCGAGGGUGAAAGAUCAGACGCUGAAGAGCAGUGAAGAAACCAAAAGAAAUUACCUCGUAAAAUUGCAGAGUCUCGAGGAGGAGAUCUCUGCCAAAAGUGGUGACUUCAAUGCAGCUGUUGAACGGAGUCAGGGCAUCGAGGCUGACUCUGAUCUUGCGACGAGACUCUCACGACAGUCAACACGCUAUCAGGCAAUCAGGAAUCAAGCGAGAGAAGCUGUCGCCAGGUACGAGCAGUAUGUCAGGGAACACAGCAUUUUUAAUGAACGUUACAAUGAGUUCUUGAAGUGGAUCAACCAAGUGCAUGAUGAAUUGGGAAAACAUCGGGAGAUCGUUGGUGAUCUGGCUGCUCUUCAGAAUCGUCAGAAGUCCAUUCGAGAUUUGGCGGACACCAGAACCAAGGAGAAUCCAAAAUUCGAGUCUGUGAUCGAUCUCGGUGAGAAAUUGUACGCCCACACGUCACCCGAUGGCCGGGAAAUAAUUCGCCAGCAGUUGAGGGACUUGAGGGCACGUUGGGAUGGAUUCACAGAGGAUCUGCAAUCGUCGUCACAAAAGCUGGAUCAGUGUCUCACGCAAUUCGCAGAAUUUUCCAUGUCCCAGGAGCAAUUGACGUCUUGGUUGAAGGAUGUGGAGCGGACAAUGCAUCAGCACACAGAAUUGAAGUCAACACUCGAGGAGAAACGGGCGCAAUUGCAGAAUCAUCGAAUAAUGCAUCAGGAGAUCAUGUCUUAUCAGAAUCUGAUGGAAUCGGUAUGUGAUAAGGCGCAGAGACUGGUUGAUCAGACCCAGGACACGUCUCUGAAUGUUUAUAUUCAAUCGAUAAAGCAAUUGUUUCAUAAUAUUGUUGUGAAGUCACAAGAUCUACUUCAGAAUCUCGAGGAUUGCACGGAGAAGCACAACAAAUUCAAUCUCCAGUGUAAGACCUUGGAGGACUGGUUGAAUUUAGAACGAGAGAAACUCGUCGACUGCAACGAUAUCACGGGAGAGCGGGCAGAUAUCUCGAGGAGAAUAGCAACAAUAUCGGUCUUGAAGAGUGGACAAUCUCAAGGAUUUGAUCAUCUUCAGAAGUUGAAGGAAUUAUCGAAUGUUGUUUUGUCAACGACAGCAAGCAAAGGCCAUCCAGCGAUUAUCAAAGAGGUCGAUGCCUUGGAGACUGCUCUUCAGCAGCAUCUCAAUGAAAUCUCAGGGGUUGAAGCCAAACAAAAUUCUGCUCUCCAGAAGUGGCAUGACUUUGAGAAUCAACUGGACUCACAUAACAAGUGGUUCAGAGUGAUGGAAGCUGCGUUCAGAGAUCAACAGCUGCAAUCAACUCUGAAGGACAAAGAGUGCCACCUCCAGGGGUUCAAGGAGAAGAGAGAGACAAUAGUAAAACGAGAGAAAGAUAUCGACGAAUUCAUAGAUAAAUCUCACGGAUUAUUGAACUCGAGUGGUGUAGGCAGGAUAAAGCCAUCGAUUUCCCAAAUCAGUAAUCGAUAUCAGCAGCUUUUGGUGUUGAGUAAAGAAGUGGUGGAUCGCUGUCAGAAUAUUGUUGAUGAGCACAGGGGAUUCGAUGAGAGGCUGAAGUCUGUGGAGGCCUGGUUAACGCCAUUGGAGGAUAAUCUGUCGUCUCUCAAGGCUGAGGAAAUUGGUGGGGACCUGGAGGCGAAGAGCAGUCGCUUGAAGAUGUUGUUGAGUGAGAGAGAGCAGGCAGAGUCCAAGAUUGCAUCCCUAAAUUCAGCUGGUGACAGGAUUCUACCCACCACCUCGUCACAGGGGCGUGAAUACAUCAGACACGAGUUGAGGAAGAUCAGGGAGAGAUGGGAUAGACUUGACGAGGAUAUUGUAACUCAGCAGAAGAAACAGGAUGCACAGACGAUGCAGUGGUCCAGCUAUCAGGAGACUCUACAGCAGAUUCUCGUCUGGUUGGAGAAUACUGAGAGGUCUUUGAAGCAGGAUGCAUCGAUGGCGUGGUCUACUCUUCCUGAAGUUAGAUCGAAGCUGGUGAAGAGCAAGAGUCUCCAUCAGGAGAUAGUGGCGCACAAGAGAAUCAUUGAGGCUGUCUCCGAGAAGGCAAAUGCUCUACCCCAGACCUCCCAAAAUCAACCAGAUAUAAUGGCGACUGUGGCUGCUGUGUCCAAGAGGUACACUGAAUUGGUAGCUUCUUCGAAUGAAGCGAUUAAGAAUCUCGAGAAGCUUCUGGAGAUCUUCCAGCAAUUCCAUGAUCUGCAGAAAGCGUAUCAAGAUUAUCAGAAACAGUUGUGGGACAGGCUUGGGAGUUAUACCGAUUACACUGGGAACAAAGCUGCUCUUCAGGCCAGGCUGGUGAAGGUCAUCGAGAUUCAGGAUGGCCAGAGCGAGGGCGAGCACAAGCUCACGGUUCUCGAAGAACACGUCAAGAUUAAUGCAUCGACUCUUCCACCGAGAUCUCAAGAAUCUAUGGAGAGAGAUGUCUCCAAUUUGAGAUUUGAGAACAAGAAGUUUACGACUGCUGUGAACGAUGUGGUGCGUCGUCUGGAGGAGAGAAUUCAGUCGUGGAAUGAGUACGAAAAUUCUCUGGAGAGGCUUUUGGCUUGGCUGUCAGAGGCUGAGGCCAUCCUGAAGAAUUACUCGCUGAAGAAUACGUUGGAGGAAAAACAGGAGCAAUUGGAAAAGUACCAGGAAUUACGAAAGACUGCUGAAGCACGGGGAGGAGAAGUGACCGAGCUGAUGUCACACUGUGAUCAAUUGGAGCAAUCUCUGUUGGCUAAUCUCCGGAGUCACGAGGCAGAAUUCGACAAAAUGAGUGAUGACUCUUCAGAAUUGAUAGAAUCCAGUAACGAGACGAGAUUCUCCUCGAACGUCCAACAAAUAACAUCAAGAUUCCAGUCGAUCCAAGGGACCACAAAAGAACUAGUCAAAAAAUGUGAACAGGCAACACAAGAUCACCUGAUGUACCUCGAGCGGUACAAGCAGUGCACCGACUGGCUGACAGCAUCGCAGUCCCACUAUCAAUCCACAUCAGACAUCUCAACAGCUGACAAACAAGAAUUGAUAGCCCACGGUGAUAUCCUGAGGAAUCUUCUAUCUCGCAUUGCAGCUGGUACCCUCCUAGUUAACAAUGCAGUCGAAGCAGGAGAGCAUUUGUACCCAACAACCGGCUCCGACGGUCGGGAGAUCAUCCGCCAGCAGCUGCUGGAUCUCCAAAAAGCCCUGGAGACUCUUCACGACGGCGUAACAUCCACCGAACGCGAUAUUCAAGUGAAGAUAUCGAGAUGGUUGGGCUUCGACGAGUGCAGCGAAAGCCUCGACAAUUGGCUGUCAAAUUUGGAGAAGCAGAUCAAACCGGAAAUUGAAUUGAGAACAACUCUGGAUGAGAAACGAAUUCAGCUUCAAGUUUAUCGAGACUCUCUUCACUCUAUUCAGGCCCGUCAGGAGGGUCUGUUCGCCCUCAGAGAUAAAGCUGCCAAUUUGCCAGAUAUGACAGAGAGAAUUGAUAAAGUUCUCAAUAACUUGACGCAGAGGCAUGCCGCAUUGCUGAAGAGGGUGCAGGCAUUUGUGGUGAAAUACGAAGGCAUUGUCCGUGAUCAUCAGCAGUACAGCGAAGCUGUCAUGGAGACUCAUCAGUGGCUGGAUGCAACUCACAACGCCGUCAAUCUCUGGGGAGAUAUUAAGCUAGAGAGAGUUUCACUUCAUACGAAUCUAGACAGACUGAAGAACCUUCUUCAGGGGCUUCCAGAAGAGGAGCCGUGGAUUCAUCAGAUUGAAAAAUUAGGGGAGAGAGUGAUACCAGGGACUUUGGAGUCUGGCCAAGUGAAUAUCAGAUCACAAAUUGAUUCCUCCCACCAGGAAUGGCAGAGUCUAGUAUCCGCGAUAAAAUCGACAAUCGAUACUCUCGAAAUGAAACUUCAGCAGUGGAAUGAAUUUGAAUUGCUGAAGGAGAAGUGUUUGGAUUGGAUCCAAAAUACUGACACCAAGCUACACGCCAUUGAUCUCAAAUCGAAUUUAUCUGAGAAGAAGGAACAGCUGGAGAAGUUACGGGCUCUUCAGGGUGAAGUCCGAGCUAAAGAAUUGGAGAUUGACGCUGUGACGGAGAGAGCGCAGCAAUUGAAUAAGAAUUUGACGUCUCGCUCGUCGAAUAUCUCGGAAUUGGGCAUCAAGUAUCACCAGAUCAACAGCAAAGUCAAGGAAUUGAAUAAUCGCUGGCAGCAGUAUGUGGCGAAUCACCAGGACUUUGACAAUCAGAUAGCAGCUUGUAUGGGCUGGUUAGAAGGAAUCCGUGAAAAACUCGCCUACUGCUCGGACCUCGGGGCUUCAUCUAGAAAAGACCUGGAGAGCAAAAUGGAGAUGAUCCAGGGACUUCUGCUGUACAAAGAGGAUGGAUUCGCCAAAAUCCAAGGUAUCAUCGAGCUAGCACAAUCAGUACUCGCUAAUACAGCACCUGGUGGUCACACUGCGAUCAAUGAAGCGGUGUCGAAGCUGCAGGAGCAGUGGAGCUCGUUGGCCUCGAAGAUGCUGGAAACGAAAACGAAUCUCGAUGAUUCGAUUAAUAAAUGGACAGGACUCCUCGCGCAGAUUCAAUCUGUAACUAAAACUGUGGAUUACAUGAAGAGUUCUUUGGAUGAAGUUCUGCCGUUCCAGACGACGAUGUCGGAAAAACGCGGACAAUUGGAGAGAAUCAAGGCUCUGGAGGAGAAGGUGAGAUGCGAAAAUAUCGAAGUCGAUGGCUUGAAGGCGAAAGUCGGGGAGAUGAUUGCCAGUGGUGUUCAGGGUGCAGCGGCAUCUCAGGCUCAAGCAACUCUCAAUAAAUUCGAUCAGCUGUUCGAACAGAUAAAGUCUCUACUGGCUGAGCGUGAGGAUCAGUACAAGGAUCACAAGAUUUAUAAAGAAUCGUACGAUGAUUUGAUCGCUUGGUUGUGCCGCGCCAGAGAGAAGAUCCCAUCGAUGAAGCAAAAGACCUUGAGCGAUAAACUUGCCAUUGAGAAUGCUGUUGCACCUCUGGAGAGUCUUCUUAAUAAAAAGGCACAGGGUGAGCUCCUUGUCGAGCAACUCCAGAAUACUGGUGAAGUCGUUUGCGCCAGCACUAGUUCACAGGGUCAAACGAUAAUCAGAAAUGAGAUUAGGGCGAUGGCCGAGUGCUUUGAGACGAUGUUCAAGGAGAUUCAGCAGCAGAAGGAUCAGCUGGAGGAGACAGUGAAUCAGUGGCGAGAGUACAAGGAUGAAUACGAACGUCUGAGUGAUUGGCUUCAGCAGUAUGACAUUCUGAUCAAGGCCCAGAAGAAUGCACUCUUGCCUGAUAUCGAGGAGAAGGCGAAACAGGUGCAGGAAGUGCAUGACAUCCUGGAGAACUUGGUGAAAGGUCAGGAGCAGAUCGACAAGUUCAACAAGACAGCGUCAGCACUUUUGUCCUCUCACUUGGAUACUUACGUCAAUAAUCAAUUGAGACACUUGAACUCUCGUUAUCAAGUUCUUGUCAAUCUUGCGAGAGACGUUCUGAACAAAGUGGAGACUAAUUUAACACAGCACCAGGAGUACGAGUCGAACCUGGGGAAGGCUCGUGAAUGGAUUGAUCAUGCCAAACAGAUUAUUCGACAAGGAACUGAGGCAGCCUCCACCAGCAGUCGUGAUGAGCUACAAGAGAGACUGGACAAGAUCCAGGAUUUAUUGAAAAAACGAGAAGAUGGACAGAAUCUCGUGCAUUUGACCGUCAAUUGCGGUGAGAAGGUAGCGAGGAAUACGAGGUCUGAUGGACGUGAGGAGAUAAAUGCGCAAUUGAAAGAGAUUCAGAAUGACUGGGAGCGACUGGUUAAGAAAAUUUCAACAACAAAAGUUCACUUGGAGACGAGUCUUCUCCAGUGGGCGGACUACAGCUCGUCGUACUCCCAGCUCCAGCAGUGGAUCAACGACAGGGAAGCUAAACUCCAGCAAGUCUGUGAGCAGAAGGUAUCGAAGGCCAAGAAGGGUCUGGUUGGAUUGAACUCGCUGGCAAUCGGCGAGCGAAAGGCUAAUUUGAGACAGACGAAUAGUAUUGUUCAGGACAUCGUAGCGUUUGAACCGAUGAUUCAAUCUGUAACGACUAAGGCUGAGGAUCUUCAGCAGGCGACACCAGCCACUGAGAUAUCCAUCAAAUACGAAACACUCAGCAAGCACGCCCAGGAGCUGUAUGCCAAACAGAAAGAGACUGUUGAACAGCAUCAAGCAUUUGUCGAUAGUGGAAAUGAAUUUGUACAGUGGCUCAGAAUUGCCAAAGAAAGACUUGGUAAAUGUUCAGAACCCACUGGAGACAAGGAGUCUCUCUCCAGCAAGAUCACUCAACUCAAGGUUCUUCAGAGUGAACUUCCCGAGGGACAGCGAAAGCUGGAGAAAGCGCUAGAGUGUGGUAAUGCCGCUUGUCAAAUUGCUGAUGCUGAAGACAAAGAGAUUAUCGAGGAAGAAGUGGCUAUAUUGCAGGAAGAAUACGAUAAUUACGUCGAUGCUUUGAAUAAUGCAAAGGGUUUACUCGAGAUUGGUAUUGUCAAGUGGACAGAGUACGAGGAUCAGUAUUCUGAGUCACUGGAGUGGCUCACGCAGACAGAGCAAUUGGUUCAGCCGUUCAAUAAACUCCAGGAUAGUCUGGAAGAGAAGAAGAAUGUUCUUGAGCAGUUUCAGAUACAUCUCCAGACGUUGUUCGACUGGCAGAAGGAAUUGGACAGGCUCAACAUGAAGGCGCAGAUCCUUCUGGAAACUUGUGCUGAUACCAGGAUAUCAAAUCAAGUUACUCAGCUCACGACUAAAUACAACGCUCUGUUGUCACUCGCGAAGGAGAUAAUGCGACGAUUGGAGUUGCAUUAUCAGGAGCAUCAGCAGCAUAAUACGCUUUAUCAGGAGUGUCAGGACUGGAUAGACAGAACUCGGGAGAAGUUAGGGGAUUGUCAAUUGAUACCCUCGACGAUUGAUGAGGUCAAUAAUAAAUUGAACAGCUGCAAGGCCAUUCGUCAGACCCUGGAGCAAGGCCAGAACAAGCUGAGGUACGCUCUGGAGCUCAAGGAGAAGGUGAUAAUGAAUACCGAGCAGAAUGGGGCGGCGAAGCUUCAGGAAGACACUGACAAUCUCAGAGCUGAUUUUGAGAAGCUCAUGAUUGAUGUGGAGGUGGCACGACAGAAGCUGUCGAUCAGGGCAACUGCUCUUGAAGAACUCGGUAAGCUUCAUCGACUCAUUGCUGAUUGGAUCGAUGAGGCUGAGGGCAAGAUCAGGCCUGAGGAGACUUCCAAGAAUGAUUUGAGUGAGAAGAGAGCUCUGCUCGAGAAGUACAAGACAGUUCAGAGGGACAUGCAAGUACAGGCGGGGACAAUCGAUAAAUUGAAGUCGAAGUUGAGUGAAGAUGCGAGUAUCACGAGGGGACCCUACGACGCGACGAUCUCCAAGUACGAGGAUAUCCGUAAAUUAGUCAGUGAUAAGAUAACAACUCUGGAGGAUCAGGUGAACGAGCACGAGAGGUUUCAACGAGCGCAGAACGCAGCGUCAGAUUGGGUCAGGAAAAUGAGAGUUGAUGCACAACAAUUCAGCAUGACUCACGGUGAGAAGGAAAAGCUCAUCGAGCGAGAGAGAAAAAUAAACGAGAUCAUACAGUCAUUGCCGGAGGGAGAGUCCCUGAUUUCGAAAGUAGUGGAUCUCCAUGAAUCGGUGAUUCGUUCAACAGGACCCGAGGGUCAGGACAGUAUCAGACAGGAAGUCAGACAGCUGCAGCUUGAUUGGAAGUCCCUGAAGUCGCAGUGUGAAGAGUCCCAGAAGACACUGGCAAAUUGCAUAUCCAUGUGGUCACAAUUCAAUGCAGCAACUGACAGUAUGAAGUCCUGGCUUGAUCAAUUCCAGGUUAAGGUCAACGGUGAGCAAACACGCGAGAACAAAACUCCUGAGGAUCUUGACAGAUGCAAGCAGCUGGUGGAGGAGGCGAUUCGACAGAAGCCAGUGCUCGAGGAGUUGAAUGACAAGUGUGAGGCACUUCUUGAGAUAUCGGCGUGCAGCUGGGCCAGGGAAAAAACAGUUCAACUGCAAUCGAUGUACACAGCUGUUCUCAAUGAGGCCCAGGGUCUUGUGUCGAGAGUCGAGAAGAACUUGUCGGAUCACACGGAAUUCAUCAAAGCGAAAAAAGAAAUGGAGGAUUGGCUUUUGACUGCUCAUGGCUCUGUCCAGGAUUGCGCUGGUGUUGGAGAUCUUGAUUGGGCGCGUGAUAAAAUCGAAACAACUCGAGUCGUUGCAACGAGAAUCACCGAAGGACAGCAUCUGCUGUCGACACUUCAGAAUGCCUUUGCUAAGGCCAUCAAUACUGCAUUACCUGAACAGCAGGAUCAACUCAGAAUGGAUAUGGCUGCCAUGAGAUCCAGUUGGGAGCAGUUGAGUAUGGAUCUCAAUACAAUUCAGGCACAAGUAAAAUCAAUUUUGACAAGGUGGGAGGAUCACGGUGAUGCUUAUGAGAGAUUUGACAAGUGGCUGCGAGAUACUGAACACACGAUUGAGGGACUUCCUGAUACUAAAGGAGAAAUCGGGGAGAUGAAAACACUUUGCGAGCGUUAUCGACACAUUCAGGAGGAAGUGAAGGUGAAGAAAGCGGAUUUGGAUCGGCUGUUGGAGGAGUCGGUGGAGUUGUCGUCGUGGGCAAGGGAGAAGACAACCGAAGAGAGGGCAAAGGAACUCGCUACUCGAUGGGAGUCCCUGAGAGAACUCGUGGACCAGCAGAAAGCACUCGUGGAAAAUGAAAUCAGGGAGUACAAUUCCUACCACAGCGCACUCCAGGAAACGGAGAAAUGGCUGCUCCAGGUGUCCUUCCAGCUGAUGGCUCACAACUCCCUGUACAUCACCAGCAAAGAGCAAACACUGUCUCAGAUUAAACAGCAUCAGACUCUUCUGGAGGAGAUCAACAAGUACCAGCAUAAUUUGGAUGAUCUAAAAGCUGAAGGACAGGGACAAAUCGAUCGUUAUGUAUCUGUUAAUCCUGGAAUUGAAUCCACGAUUCGGACGCAAUUACAAAAUGUCCAGGAUAGUUACAAUUCUCUCCUCAAUACUGCUCUGCAGAUUAAAAAUCGACUGGACGAGUCUCUCGGUAAAUUCGAGGAUUACGAGAGAACUUUGGAGAGCAUCAUGAAAAAUCUUGAUGCUUACGAGCCGAUUAUGAGUGCCCAGUUGGAGACAUCACUGGACACCCUGGAGACUGCUGAAGAAAACCUGGAGAGGGCUAGAACUCUUCACAAUAAACUUCAGGCUGAGAAGGCAAGACUUGCUGUUGCAAUUGAAGCCUGUGAAGCUGCUGCUGCAUGUGUGUCAAGACCUGGGAGUCCUCUGGAUGCUCCACCGGUACAGAUACCGCAGAGGGAAAUCGAAGUGAGAAAUCGACUCGAGGAUUUCAUCGAUCAGAAACAUAAUCAGAGUACUGCUGGAAGGCUGAAGGUACUCUUGAAUGAUGUCGAGAAAAAAGGCUUUUUAACGAAACUUAAUGACAUGUGCGAAAAGAUGCAAGUGCACUUGGCGAAUGUGUCGAAAGCAGUGGGUGAUCUCGAAGAGCAGACCCGCCAGAAGAACGCCCUGCGCACCUGGAUAAAUCAGCAACGAGCCUCCUGCGCAGAGUGGAAAUCUCGACCAGCAAAAUUGCGAGCAGAAGCAGCUCAGGCUGAGCUGCAGGCGAUGAAUGACGUCCUGACGAGUGUAGCAGAUCGAAGAUCUCGGGUUUUGACGGAAAUGAAUCUGAGGACGGAUGGUCAAGACGAUGAUAUCGAAGAAGGCCUCAACAAACUUGAGUCAGAACUCCUAGAGGCAAUCGCUGACAAGCAAUCCACCCAGGAUUUGAUACAAAAAUACAGAUCCCAGGUUCAUGAUAUUCAGAAUUGGUUCGAUUCACUCGCGAAGAAGGUGGACGUAAUCGAGAAGGGCAACGGUUUGAAUAUAGGUCAGAAGAUCUCAGCUGUCAAGAACAUCACCUCAGAGUUCGAGAGUCAAGCGCCACGGCGACUGGAGGAAGUCAAGAACUUCGCGGAUCAAGUGAUUGAUUCCGUCAGUAAUCUGGAUUCACAGCAGAUAGAGGAGCAAAUUAAAUCGGUCGAGCGUAGAUACGCUGACAUUGGAAAGAAGCUCCAAAGGAAAUCUCAAGUUCUGGACAUGACAGCUCAGGGAAUCGAAGCAACACGAAAAGAGAUCGAGGAUAACCGAGAGUGGAUCAGCCAGAAGAAGCAACAAGCUAGAGUUCGUGAACUCCUCGGUUACGAGGUUAAGCCCGCCGAUGAUCGAGUACAAUCGCUCAAAGCGAUGCUCAAAGAAGCUGAGAACAAGCAAAUCGUUAUCGAUACAUUAGAGAAACGAGUUGGCAAUAUGCAGAAUGAACUUGAAGUGUCAGAGCAACAGGAACUCGAGUCAAGCACUAGAUCAUUGCGUGGUGAGCAGGCCGAGCUGUGCUCAAUCCUCAGGGAAGAGAUAUCUGGUGCGACAGCUGCGUCUGAUGCGCGGAAAAAACUCGAGGCCGAUCUUGAUCGUGCAAAGCUCUGGAUUCGGGCGACACACAAUGACCUGAAGAAGCUAAGUGGUUAUCUUCCAUUGAGGAGUUUCAAAGUGGAACAGGAUAUUGCCCAGCAUAAUGGAAUUGAUUCAGAAAUCUCCGCCUUCAGCGAGCACAGCAUGAAGAACGUGUUAAAACACGCCAACUCGUUGAUGCGUGACUGCAACGAUCAAGAUCGAUCUAAACUUCAAUCGAUCAUCAAUGCACUGAGCGAUGAUUACGACGCCCUUAAACAAGAGGCUGCAGAAAAACAGGCGUCAUUGGUAGAUCUUCUUCAGGGGCGAAAGGCAUUUGAGAGUGAAAUCGAUCGCUGCCAGCGUUGGAUCAAAGAAGCUGAGACUGCAACCUCGUCAGACGUCAGAACAUCUAGUGUUGAUGUUCUUCGUGAACAAUUAGCCAAGUACGAUCGGCUUAAGGACGAGGCAAAAUCAUUCGGCGAUGAUGUCGAGAAGAUCCUGCAACAGGGAAAAUCAAUCCUUCCUACUGUCAGUGAUGCAGACAAAUUGGAAUUGAGUGAUCAAUUGAAGAGCAUGAAGGACGCACACUCCAGAGUUGCUGCUAUCAUCAAUGAGAGAGCGAGCACUCUGCAGAAGAGUAUCGCUGAUGCUGAGGAAGCUGCAGCACGAGUUGCUGAAGCUGUGCGAUUCAUGUCGGAUAUUCAGAAGCAAUUGCAGGAUUUGAAUAAACCGAUUGGACCGAGGGUGGAAGACGUCGAGGGUAUGUUGACAGCUUAUGAGAAGAUUCUCGGUGAUCUCAAGGCGAAUAAGGAGAAGCUCUCGGAUUUGCAGUCAGCUAAUGUCGGUGAUCUCCAUGGGGUUGUCGCUCAGCAGGAUGAUCUAAUUCGUGCAAUGGAGGGACAAAUAUCGAAAUUGAGACAGCUUCUGCUACUUCGACAGCAAUUCCUCGCCCUUGUCGCGGAGAUAACGACAUUUAUCGCCAAGUAUACAGAAAUUGUGAGGGAUAUUGAGAAGCAGGAGCAGCCGAUUGAGGAGAAAAUCAAACGAUACGACGACGUCAUCUCCAAGAUCCAGGAGUGCGAGGCUACAUUGGCUAGUGCAACGGAUAAAGGACAGCAGAUUGCUGCUGAUGGAUCUGCAGUGGAUCGGAAUAAUAUCACUGAGCAAUUGGGAUCGUUGAAGCAACAGCUUCAGUGUCUCAGACGAGCUGUUGAGAUGCAGAGGGAUCAGCAUGAAUUGACUGUUGCUGAGCACAAGCGUUUGGCUGAUGAACUCUCAGACAUUCUCGAUGGAAUGGACACGAGGGAGAAGCUGGUGAAGUCACGACCGUUGUUGGAGAGAUCGGCUGUGAGUGUCGAGGACGAGAUCAGGAAGCAUAAAGACCUCUGCGAAUCUGUUAAUGAAUAUCUCGAAAGGAUUCGGGGGCUCAAGGCGUCUGUAAAACACGAGGAGAGCAUGCCUGGAUCGUUGAAGGAGAUGUUGAGCGAGGCGAUGUCCUUGCUCUCGUCUCUACCCAGAGAAAUGGAAGAUCGUGGCGUUUAUCUGGAGAGCAAUCACCAAAUGCGGUUGGACUAUGGAGUGCUGACGGAAAAAUUGCAUAAUUGGGUGAGAGAAGCGGAGAUCAGACUGCAGAGUGAUAAAGAUGGAGUUGAUUUUGAGAAUAUUGUCAGUGAUCUUGAGGAGCACAAGAUAUACUUCAGCUCGGAGUCGUCAAUUCGUGAGCUAGUGUCUCAGCAGAUUCAGCAGUCAGCUGACAAAAUUUGGCCGUCACUCACCAGUGCAGAGCAGGAGGAAUUGAGUCUUGAGCAGCAGCAGCACACGCAACUCCUGAAGAAUACUUUGAAUACAGCAAAGUCACAUCGUGCCAGACUGGAACAAGCCGCUGACAGCUGGAGGGACUACACCCAAACUUUGGAGCGUGUGAAAGCUGUUAUAGCCAGGACUAGAUUCACUGACGAACCUGUCACGACUCUCGCUGGACUUCAGUUCAAUAUCCAGAAGAUCACACAUGCACUCAACGACAUUCAGAAUCAACAGUUCGAGUUGGAUCUGUUGAAUGAGCGUGGCCAGGAGGUGUUGGGUGUUGCUGAUGCCAAUAAUCAUCGGAAUAUUGAAGCUCAGUUGGCUGAGUCCAAUGCUGAGUGGCGGGAGCUUGUGUCUGGGUUGGAAGGACGCAGAGAUGCCCUGGAGGCACUCUCAAAACAUUGGGAGGAGCUUGAGGCUAGGUGGAGUCAUACUGAAACCAGACUAACAGCUAUUGAGGAGAGGAGCAAGCUCGUGGAUACCGUUGUCAGAUCCAAACAGCAUAUUAGAGAUACCAUCAAGAUUCUUGAUGAACUUGUGGUUGAAGCUGAAAAACUGGAACCUGUGACUGAAGAAGUUAAGGGCCUCACGGGCCCAGUACUGGCGUAUCUCGCUGCAUUCACAGAUGCACCAGCACGUGCUCUCCAGGAGCGACUGGACAAACUCGAGAAGUCAUCGGCAAUGCUUGUCACGUCUCUCCGUUCAAAAUCGGAAAAAGCGAGAGGAGACUUGAAAUCCUUCGAGGAAGACGAGAGAGAAGUGCAAAAUCUUGAGAAUCGUCUGGAAGAGCUUCACCAGAGAAUUGUUAUCUUCUACGUAUUUGGAUCAGACCAAGAGGACAUUGAGAAUUCGAUAGUUCACAUCAGGGAGAGUCUUAUCGAGCUCGUCGACAGGGUGAAGAGGUUCUCCGGUAGCACUAAGGCGCGGUACCAAACAACCCAACAGCUGAUACCAAGUGAUCUAGGACAACAGUUGACGUCAUUGGAGCUAAACGCUGAGAGUGCAGUGCUCGCGAUGGAGGAUAAGCAGAGAGAUCAGAAGAGAGCGAGAACGAUAAGGAGUGAUUAUUUGUCAGAUGUUGAUGAGCUUCAGGCAUGGAUACGUCAGGCUGAGCUGAAGGUCCAGGACAGAUCAAUUGAGCCGAUAAAACUCAGGGAAUCACUGAGACAGAUUCAGUCUGAGCUCACAGCAAUGUCUGACAAAUUGGAGAGAUUGACGAAGAAUGGACAGACCAUCGUCGAGAAUACAAGAGACGACGAGGAGCGCGACCUGAUCCGCAAGACUAUUUCAAAUUUGACUGAGCAAUUGGGACAGAUCAGGUCCUGGCUUGAGGAGAAGAAACAGCAGGUCGGUGAUACCCUCGAUGCCUGGCAGAGAUUUCUCGCUCUCCACGAGGCUGUCAGGGCGUGGACCCAGGAGAAGAGAAUUUUCCUUGAGGAACCUCUCAGACUCACGUCACUCGUUCAAACUAGACAGCGACUUCACGACUAUUCGACUGCUGUCAAGAGCUGCAAGCAAGUCAAUAAAAAUCUGAGUGACAUGGGUAAGGAGUUGGAGCUGAUAGGUCAAUUUACGAGCGUUGGAGAUCUGCCAGAGAAAUUAACAAUUGCUGAAGAAGCCAAAGUCGAGGUUGAGGGUCAAUUGUUACAGAGGAAUGCGUUGCUACAAGAGGCGAGCGAGGAGUGGGAUCAGUGUGAGAAAAAAUUGAAGGAUGCCAAGUGUUGGCUUGAUAAAGCGAGACAAAAUUUAGAAUCACCCCAGAACAAGAAGAAACCGCUGAGGGAUCAGCAUGCCAUCAGAGAAAAAAUGCUGAGCGAUAUUGUCAUUCAGAAAACAAAAAUAGGAAUGUCAGUGGAGAAGCUGGAGGUGCAUUUCAAAUCUGGUCUAGUCGCAGACACUAAAAUCAAUGACAAUGCCGAUGAUAUCGUCAGCGAAUUGAGUGCUCUCAAUGAAAUCGUUAAGGAACAAGCGACUUCUUUAGAGAGCUGUCUUGUACAGAUCGAUCAGUAUCAGCAGGAUAUACAGCAACUGAGACAUCAAAUUGUUCAAGUUGAACAGCAACUGCGAUCCGCACUCAGUCCAACUCAUCUACCUAAUGAUCGUGAGACUGCAAUGCAGGAGCAACAGGAGUCGUUGGAGGGUGAUAUUCGUGAUCUCAGGGUGGCUGUUAACGGAUUGGAAGAGACACUCGGAAAUUUACCGAGGGAUAGCCUGGAGAAGAUGCUGUUGACACUCGUGAGUAUUCAGGGAGAUCUUCAGAUUCACGAUCAAGUUGGUACGAAGCUCCAGGAGGAACUCAGCAAGGUCCAUCCGAGUGCUAAUACCCAGGAACUUGCCGCUCUGUUGGCUGGAAUUCGCACGAGAAUUGUUGCUCUGCUGUCUCAGGUGGACCAGGGGAGGAUGACCCUGGAGAGGGCACAGGUGGAUCAGGCAAGAAGAGAGGAGGAAGUUCUCCAGUAUAAAAAAUUUCUGGAUGAGACUGACGUCUGGUUGAGAGCACUGAUAAUGUCAUUCAGUCAAAGACACACGUUUGAGUCGUACAAGGCACUUCAGGACGAAUUAACGAGCAAAGCAGAUCGAGUAUCUAAACUGGAAACUCUUCCGGAAGUUAAUGCACUGGCAAAAGGACUGAGGGAUGCCCUCAUGGAGAUGAAGAAUAAAAUAUUUGAAAGGCAGAAGGAACUGGAGGGCGAACUCCUCGACAACGAGGACGCGACGAUAGAUCAGGCCCCGUCGAUCCAGGACUCGCCGUCCUGGGCUGACGUCUCCUUGCAAACAGGUCAGAGCCUCGCAGGUGAGGCACCAGCUCAGCUGACGAAGGAGACGUCAACCUCUCAGAUCAUCGGCCAAGGGCCUGAAGUCCAGGAGAGUAUAAAGGUCCGAAAAACAGCUGAUGAUACUCACGACGUCCUGGAGAUCGCCACGAGGAAUAUUACAUCGAGAGUCGAGAGGAAGGAUCUGGUGGUGGACAUGAAGUAUCAGGACGCCAAGCAGGAGCAAUCAGCGACUUCUGAAUUGAAUAUUCAGCAUGCACCACCUCAGGCAUUUGAGACAGUCGUCGUGGAGCCUGAUGACGUGACAACUGAAGUUGUCGUCGACGCCGAUGGCACGAGGAGAAUAAUCGUGCGAAAAUUGAAGAGAACUCAUCAGGUGUCAGGUGGAGUCAAGACAUUUUCAGAAGCUACGAUGAGAGGCCAACAAAUCACCCUGAGUCGAGUGACACCAGAUGGCGACCUUGAGAUAUCCACGAAGAAGACGUACGGUGGAAAAGUGACGACUGGAGCUGCCCAGGAAUUCGAGACCGAGCCUCAAUUCAGUCAAUCUGUCAUCCGGGGAGAACUGGAGGACAUCGGACCCGAGGGGCUGCCCUCCCCCGGGGAGUACCAAACGAAAACCUCAACUGUUCACGCCCUGGUCCAGCAAGUCACCAGAAGAGUCAUUAAGAAGACGAGAAGAAUUAUUCGGAAGGUGACGAUUAUCGAUGGAAAGGAGACGACCUCUGAAGAAGUUAUUGAAGAACCUGAAGAGGUGGAAAUCGAUGAUCAGGACAUUCCGUACAUCAGUAUCAACGUCAUGAAAGAGGAGAAGACUCUCCCAGGAGAUGAUGUACAGGGAGAAGAAUUAUUUGCGCCUGAAUCACGUCCAGAGGAUGAUGUACAAGAAGUCAAACCUGAAGCCGAAAAAAUGGAAGAUGAAUUGAUUGAAGAGUCACAAGUUGAAGAAAAAAUACAAUCCUCUGGAGUGGAACCGACGGAUAAAGUGAAAAUAGAAGAAACGGAAGAAAUAUCGGCAGUAAUUGGAGAAGAACCGCGGAGUUCUCCCCCAGGGGGGACUGAGGAAGUGAGAGAUGAGGAAAUAAUAAAGGAGUCUGAGUCCUUUGGAGGUGACCCUAAAUCAAUUGAGAGCCCUGAAUCCUCAGGACAACCCGAGAGGCUCGAUAAUACAGAUGCCCCUGAAGAUGAGCAACACCCAGAGUCCACUUGUAAGUCAUUCGAUGCACCAGUAAAGAUCGAAACACCGGGUAUCGAAGUAGAGACUGGCACGUUAGAUGUAGCUAAGCACCAGAGUAGCAUCACCGUAGAAUCUGUUGAUGUGAUCGGUUUAAUUGUCCCAGAGGAUGAGUCCAGAGGGGAUGAACGAGAUCCAGGGGCCACGGGACAAUCGGAAAAUCUGUGGGAGGAGCCAGCACACGAGGGAUCACAAAGUCCACCAGGUGAUGUCCAUCGGAUUAUCGAAGAAAAGAUUAAAGAUACAGCAAUCAAGCCUGAAGGUCAUCCCCAGGAGGCAGAAAAAUCUGUCGUCGAAAGGGUUGAGAUUUCUCUGUCGAUCAAGAAAGAAUCGGAGAGUCCUGAGGCCUCUGUGUCACUCCGGACUACGGCAGAACGUCCAGAGGACGAGUAUCUCAUUACGAAGGAAGAAAUUAAAAUGGAAUUACCGGAGACUGAGACAAUUUACAACGUCAUCACCGAGAGGGCUGGACCCCCAGUGGAUCAGGUUGGAAAGAGUGAAUCGGAGACGACAGCGAGUAGAAAGAGUAGAAAAAAGAAGAAACGUGGAGAGUCCUUGGAGAAGGCGUCUGAGUCGGACACUUCGAUCGCAACGACUUUAGGUGAAUCCACGGAUAUAAAUCUUCCUUUAUCGGAAUCACCUAGGCAACCGAGCGAACAACCUCAACCCGAUGUUCUAGAGCUCACGGAAACAUCUCUGACGUUAUCCAGUCAUCAAGAGGAUACCCUGGAGAUCGGAUACGAACCGGAGGGUACGACGACUGUGGAGGAGGUGUCAUUGACCCACGAGGAUAGGAGUAAAAAGAAGAAGAAGAAGAAGAAGAGGCUGAAGGAUAGGGAAAUGGUGGAUGAUGAGGAGAAGAGAUCUAGGAUUAUUUCUUCGGCGGUCGAAGUCGAUACUCAGACGGUCCUGGAGACUAGGGACGUGUCCAUAGCUCCUGAGGAAGUCCCUGAAGAAAUCCCUGAAGAAAUCCCUGAAGAAAUUCCAGAGGUAAUUCUCGAGGACAGGCAGAUCCGAAAGGAAGAAGUUCACACAGAGAUUCAGACAUCUCCCACGCCAGUUCUGGACUCUGGAAUUCAGACCACAGAAGUUUUGAGGAUUUCAGAGAGAGAAGAGUGUUCUAUUCAGACAAUGACACCAGAGCCAACUCCGAGGGAAGAGGGAAGUGUCCAGACGAGUCCAAUAGCGAUGGAACGAGGGAUGGAUCAGGUGGAAGUUCAUCCAGAAAAGGAGACUGGGGAGAUAGAAGUGCAGACGACAGUCGAGGUCAACACCUCGGGCAUCCAGACAUCUCCGGUCGAGGUUAUAAUGACGGAAAUUGAUACCCAGACAUCUCCGGAUACGGAUGCACCUCUGAAGGAAUUACUCGAUGCAGAACAGCAGACAACCCCUCCUCGCGAGGAUACACCUGGAUUUAAUCUGGAGGACACGUCCAUGCAAACUUCUACCCCGGAGACCACUGAAGUGGACGUACAAACAAUUUCGGUGGCACCUGAUACCCAACACCAGGUGCCAGCCAAUUUGAUCGAACCAAUUGUUGUUGCAACCAUGGAAACGCAAACUAGUCCCGAAGAUACACCGCGCAUCUCCCACCAGGAAAUCGAAGUUCAAACUAAAAGUCCAGAGCCAAUGGUCGAGUCAGUGAUACAAACGAGUCCUGAACCAGAGAUUCAGGGAUUAGAAUUCCCCCUGGAGAUAAUUAAUCCGAGUGAACAGACGAGUCUGGAGGUAAAAGUUAUAACAGCUGAGGAGGAGGUGCAGACCUUGAGUCCCGAACCCAAAGAAACGGCGGAUUCAUUAAUUCAAAUCGAGAGAGGAGAACUGAUCCUCACGAAGGAAGAGAGCAUUCAGAUAAUACCGGAAACAGCAGAGAUAAGUCUCCAGACAUCUGAGGAUAACCCUGAGGAGGAAAUUCGUGGAGUCGUUGAAGACACUGAGAAGAUCUCGGUGUCACAGCAGGUGACUGUCGAUUUAACUGACAAUUUUACAAUGCCUGAAGCCAAGAAUUUGGGAAUUGAUAGAGGCAUUUCACCGAUACCUGAGGGCUCUCCAGCAGAUUCUUCAGCAAUUCCAUUAAUUUCUCCAACAGAGCAAUCCCCUGACGUAAUUGCCACUAAAGAGGAGCCGAUUGAGGAACCAAUUGAAAAAGAAGAUCCGGAAUCAUCGCAAAAGGGCAAACCGUUGAUCCCUACCCCAGUUCCAUCAGAAAAAAACUCCACCGAGACAUCCCUGGAGAUUCACGUGCAUGCAACCAUCGAUCUUAGCUCUUAUCCAAGUGAAUCAACUGAUACGACUCACGAUACGACAAUUACCGAUGAAUUCAGUGAACCCGUGUCGAUCGAUACCGAGGAGAAAUUCCGGAAGCGCAAGAAAAAGAAGAAAAAAUCAAAACCACCAAGAGCCGAGGAAAUUCAUGAUUCAAAGCCGAAAGACCUUGAGUCAAUUUUUGGACAGGCGAUGUCAUCAGGAACGACUGAAAUGAAGCUUUCGUACUCGGACGUAGCGCGAAAAGGCUCUCACGAUUCGGAGCCUGAAGAGGAUGUCGUGGGGAUCAUCUCCUCGGAUUUGAAACUGAAAGGAUACGAGCAGUACCAGAAGCGAGAGAAGAGAUCGAAGGAGAUCGGUCUUAGAGUAGAGUUUGAGGACCCGGGGAAUGGGGAAGAGUUGAGAAUACGAGAGACACUGAUUGGAAGGGCUCCAGGUGGGGACAGAGUUCAGGUGACGAUGGGGAUGACUGAGAUGAAUGCCAGGGGCGUCUUACCAGGAGAAAUUAGCAUGGAGACACCGGAGGAGCCGAUGGACACGUCGGAGGAGCCGAUUUCUCCCAUGGAAUCGGUCCUAGAGAGAGAGGAUGUCCUGGAGGCAGUUCAGGCAUUCAGACCUCAGAUCGCUCGACGAACGCAGAUCACCCGGAUGAUGUCAGAUCGUCUGAAUAAUCUCCAGAAUGCAAAACACACGAGUUUUCUGGGUAAUAUCCUUCACAUGGCUGGUCUCGAGGAUGUCUCUGGGGAAUCAUGUGUGCCUGACGUUCAGAAUCAGCUGACGCACCUGGAAACAGCUGUUGAUGAGGAAAAUAUUGUGGUCGUCGAGGAGACGAUUGUCACGAUCAUCGAGAUCAUCUCCACGUGGCUGGAGACGAUCGAGUACCGAGUGUUCUUGGGGAGAAAUACGGGUGGGGGCACCAAUGACGACAGAAAAAUCAAGGAAUUGCAGGAUGAAGUCCAUCAGGUUGACGAUUCCUUGAGGCAGUUGGAUCGGAUGCUGAGGAGAGUCGAGCCGAAUUAUCCGGAGGAGGAGAGGGAGAGGAUCAGAGAGUGUGUGGAGGCAUUAGAGAGUCAGGUGAAGGCCAUUGAGCAUGUGGUGAUGGACGAGGAGAGGCUCACGAGCUCUGAGCUCUCUAGGUGGGAGGAAUUCCUGAAUGGAGUGGAGACAAUGAUGAAAUUGGUGAGGGAACAUCAGGAGGAGUUCGAUGGAAUUGUCCAGGAGGUGGGGUCCACAAUCUGGAAGCUUCAGGAACUCGACAGAUUGGAGAACAUAAACAGGAAUCAUUUGUGGAGGACUAGCAGUCUUAUGGCAGCUGCCAAGAGGAUGAUGAGGGAUUAUCCUGGAAAAAUCAUACCAGAGGAGAUCUUUGAGGCCCAUGAUAUCCUCCAAGAUAUCGAGCAUGGUAUCAAUCUCGAAAGGGAUCGAUUGAUUCAGCUGCUGUCACUCGCUGAGGAGUACGAACAGACGCUCCAGGAGUUCGCCCAGAUAACAGACGUCGCUGAAGAACUCCUCGCUGGUCCCAUCUCGGUUCUCAGUUUGGAGCACCUCAGAGAGGAAAUGCAGAAGCACAGGAAGUUCUUCGUGAAUCUUAAUCAUUGUCGGGCAAUUCUCGAGAGCCUCGAGGGCAAUCUUGAUCCUGAAACACGGGAAAAACACUCUGGACUCCACGAGGAGCUCCAUACGAGGGCGAAUAAUCUCCUGGACCGAGCAGCUUCCAAGGCGCAACAGAUGGCACUCGCUGCCUCCAGGUGGAUGAUGCUGGAGCAGGGGGUGAAGGAGGAGAGGGGUUGGAUGGGGGUUGCCCAUCAGAGAGUGCCCGAUUUGAGUGCUGUCACUUCCUCGGAUUAUCAUCAAUACAUCUCUCUUUAUCAGACACUAUCGUCAGAUAUCGCUGGGCAUAAAGCUCGAUUGAUUCAACUACUGAACAUCGCGAGUGGACUUGAAGAGCUGAUAACCAUCGAGGAUCCAGACGAUCGGUAUUCUGAUGCACUGGAUGUUGUAGCGAGACUCCAGGAUAACGUGGACUCGUCUCUGAGGUAUCUCUUGGGUUUCAAGGAGAGUUGGUGCAAUCGAGAAUUACUGGUAAAUCGUCUGGAGAACUGGAUGGCCAGAGCUGAGCGAGAGCUUGGAUCUGUCCAGAAUCAGUGGGAAGGACAGAUGCGACAAUUCUGGGAAUUGAAAGCUCAAUACGAAGUGCACAACAACAUGAGAACAGAAUCGAACGUGUGCUUCGAGCAAGCCCUGAGAAUAAUUCCCCUCGCCGAUGAGAUGGUGCAACGUCAGUUCCAGGGAGAGCUCCAGGAUCGAUGGCACUCGAUAGCCAAUCGAAUAAAUUCCAUCCAAAAAUCGAUAGCCGAUACGAUAUCCUCGGAGGAGACUCCAGUGGAUGAGAAACUUCGGUUGCUGGAGCGAGAGCUCAAUGAGCUCAGGGUAACGAUCGAUGGGUUCCAUGGGGUUCUCAAGACUGAGGAGGAGCUCGAGUUGUACGUGGAGAGGCUGUCCGUCAUGUUUGAGAGAGUCUGCUUGAUUCAGGAUGAGUUGGGACGAUUGGGAAUGCUUCCAGCGGCUGAGAGUGAGAGGGUGGGAAUUUUAUUGGCAACUGCUAGGAGAAUUGAGAGUCAGAUUGGAGAAGAGGUGGAUGCUGCUCAGUUGAUGGGAGAACGUCUUAAGGCACUGCAGAGGGGUCUUCAGAGGGUCAGGAAAGCGCAUACCAGGCAGUCCCUCGUUCUGGACCAGUGCGAGGGCUGCGAGAGCCAGGGAAGUGAUGUUGUCGCUGGUGGUGUCGACAGGUGUCAGCAAGUUGGAUCUGAACUCGAGGUUAUCUGGAAGGAGAUCAUGUCCCUCAGGCAGCUUUUGCAUACUCUUCCAGGAGGUAUGAGAGUCUCCAUAUCGGCUGUGGGAAUCGAGAGGGACAUCUCGAAUCUCCAGGACGUGCACUCGGAGCUCGAGUCCAGGUGUGCGAGACUCCUCGCGUUGUUGAAGAACAAACUAGCCCUUUGGAGGAGAUUUGAGAGACAACUGGAAUUAGUCCAGCAGUCUGUCCAGGAAGCUGACUACAUGAUGGAGUUGUUGACUGUUCAGGGAACUGUCGAUUACGAGAGAUUGCUGAAGGCCACGGAGAGGCUGGAGGGAUUGAAUGGUGAUUUGGGUGCUCGUGAGGUGCUCAUUGGAGAACUUGGUGAGGCAGCUGAGCCCCUCCGGGAGAGCUGCACCCCAGAGGUCGGUGAGAGGGUUGAUGCAGCAGUGAAUGAAGCUGUCCAAGCCUGGGAGGACACAAGAGCUGAAUUGGAUGCACUCUGCACGAAGUAUCAACGUGCAGUGAGACUCUGGGAGCAAUACCGAGAGGCAAGUGCUGCUGUCAAGGACUUUGUCGAUACACAAAUGGGAAGUGUCACCAAUUUACCACCUGAAGAGGCAAUUAAGCAAGUCAAGGUCUGCGAGGAAACCCUCGCCGAUCACAAAGAGAGACUUGCAGAGUUGAGGGGUUUGGUGGCACAAAUAGCAUCUGAUGUUGGUCUCGAUGGUGAUGGACCACUUCACAGCGAGGUCGAGGCACUGGGAAGAAGACUGGAAGAUGUCAGAGAGACACUAUCCACUCUUGCUGAUACUGCUGAUGCUAGGGCACUCAAUAAAGAGCUAGCACGUGGAGAUCUCUGCCAGACCAAGAACUUCUUGGAUUCUGUUCAGCAGAGUCUGACGACAAUUCCACAAGGUGAGUCCAAGGAGCAGCUGAAUAUACUGAGGAAGCACCUGUUGGCGUUGACGAAGACGGAGCCCCAGUUGCAGUCGAUAAAGGAGCGGACCCUGGAGAUAGCCCAGGAGCCGUCAGUGGUUGAGGUGCUCCAGCUGUGGCAGAGGGUUUUCCGUGAGACAUUCCAGCAGUACCACAGGUUGUCAGCUCGAUUAGUGAGGACUGAGGAUGUAUCAGCAGCUCUUCGUCUCUGGCAGGAGUACCUGUCCCACGUCCAGGAGUUCCUAUCGAGUGAUCCACCGGGUGAUUACAACGGGCUGUCGGAGCACAGAAAUCUCUGCGAGGUUCACAAGAACCUUCUGACCGAUCAGCAACACCUCAUCCUCUCGAUUCGAGCUGAAAAGGGUCGUGACUUGUCAGUGGCUGAACAGUUCAAUGCCCUCACGAAUAUCCACAAUGAAACCCUCUCCAAGAUCAUGGACAGACAUGCAUCGGUUCGAGACAGACUCGAUGCCUGGGACAAAUACAGAGAGGAUCUCAACAAACUCCUCGCCUGGUUGAAGGACAUCGAACGAGAAAAGAGUCGUCUUCAGCUUCGAUUUAUUCACCUGCGACGGCUCGACAAAAUCAUAACAAAAAUUGAGGCUCUCAUUGAGCGGCUACCAGGUGGCGAGUCCCAGGUGGAUUCACUCUCAGAUCAGCAGGAGGCACUUCUCGCUGAUUGUGAGGAAGCCCUGGCUGUCUCUGUGAGGAUGGAACACGCAGCUAAUGUCCAGAGGGUAAACAAUGUUCGUGCUAGUCUUGAGACGUGGAAGGAUUUUGUCAUCAGGAUAAGGAAUCUCAAUGCCAAGCAUGUGGAGCAGACGUCUGUUAUCACGAAGAUCUUCAUGGAGAUAAGUCAGUCGUUGUCUUCAGCUUUUCAUGCAGCGCCUGGAAGUAUUUUGCAGGCGAGGGAACAGUUGGAUUCUCUGAGUCAAUUCAGGGUGAAACUCAUUCAUGUGACGACGGAUUUGGAGAACCUGGGGGUCACCACUGAGCAGUUGAGGGAGUGUCUCAGUCCCUCUGACAUGAAGAAUCUCAAUCAGCAUGUGUCAUUGCUGUGGCAGCAGCAUGGUGACCUUGAGCAUCAGCUGGCACUCCUGGCAUACAGGCUGGGUGAAAGGGUGGGUCUGAGGGGAAAGUGGGAGAAGAGAUUGUCCAGGUUUUUGAUAUGGCUGACGGAUGCUGAGAUUAGAAUUCACAGCUGUGACUCUGGGUUGGAGGAACCUGAAGAGGCACUCAGAAGACUCGAGGGAGAGCUUCAUGCAGAGAUGGCCUUGAAGCAGAGAGAGCUCGACUGGUUGCAGUCGACUGGUGAAGAACUCGUGCAGAUGGCGGAGUCAGGUGAGAGGGAGAAACUCAAGAACUCUCUGGAGGAUGUCCUUGAUCGCUGGGGGAGACUGAUGAAUGCUGGAAAAGCAAGGGCGAAUAAACUUGUGGAUCUCAUGCAGACGAUGAAUUCUUUGGAGAAGAGGAUAGCUGAGAUCAGGGCGUGGCUUGGAAGAGUCGAGAUGCAAUUGACGGAGCCCUUCAUCGUUGAAUCCAAAACCCAGGAGACCAUAAAUAAAAAAUUAAAGGAUCACGAGCACCUGCAAAAGACCAUCGAGGCUGAAAGUGGAAAUAUCGGGGAAGUAUUUAAUCUCUGUGAGAUUCUUUUGAGUGACUGCGAUGCCUGGAAGACGUCUUUCAAUACUGAAGCCAUUAAAUCUGGCAUGCAGGGGCUGGAAAAAAGGUGGAAGGCGACUUGUGUGAGAUCUGCUGAGAAAAAACGAAGGAUUAUGAGUGCGUGGAAGAUUAUCCAGGAUUUGGACAGAAUUGAGAUUGACCAGAAGAUUUGGAUUGAUGAGGUCGAAGGUGAGCUCAGCUCGAUGGAGGAGACACUGGACAAGGUAUCCAAAGAGGACUCUGAGAUGACUAUGAACAGGGCCAGAAGAGUUAUCAAGGACAUCGAUGCUCACAGGCCUGCUCUCCAGAUAUUGGAGCAGAGUUACGGUAGAUUAGCGAAGGGGGGAAUUGAACCGGAGAAUCUGAGAAAUCUUACGACUGGUGUCAGGGUAAUCCUGGACAGGUGGCAUGGACUCAAGCCCAGGGGCAAUGCAAUUGUCAGUGCACUCCAAAGAGAGCAGAAGGCGUAUCGAGAGUUCAUUACAGCUCAUGGCUCUGCUGUCGUUGGACUGACGCAGAUUGACGUGAGAUUGACGCAGGUACAGCAUCUCAUGAGCGAUCAAAUGAGCAAUUCCAGGAGAAGACUGGGAGAGGUGGGGGAGAUUGAGAGGGAGUUGGAAGUUAUGAGUGGAACUCUGGAAAGGGCUGAUCAGCUGGCACUUGGUGUUAUGAGGGACUGUCAUCCUGAGGACGUGCAGGCGGUCCAGGAGCUCGUCGAUGAGUAUCAGCUAUUGUGGCAGGAUAUCAAGAGUCGAGUUCUCAGACUCAAGAGCGAACUGGAGACCGACAGGGGUGAAGUUGAUGAGGCUGUGCAGGUGGAGACUCUUAAGUUCGAGCAGGACUCAGCAGUCCAGGUUGAUACUCUUCCCAGACUCAUCAGAAUGACAUCCUGUGACGCUUAUUUGAUGGAGCUUGAGGCAGCUAUUGACGAGUGCAGGGGCGCCAUUGAGGGCCUCGAAGAUGCUGUGGCUGUGGAACCUGUGGCUGGGCCUGGAUUGGCUGCUGCUGGAAAAAAUAUUGGAAAACUCAUCGCAAGCUGUCAGUCAUCUGUCGAACUUGCUAGGCAUUUGCAUGGACUUCUCGUUCAGGAUGAUAAAUUCGAUCAUGAGACUGCCAGGGGGAGGGAAGUCGAGGCGCUGGGAAUGAGGUACAGUGAGCUCCUGAAGAGGGCCAGAGAGAGGGAGCAGCAGAUCAGGGAUAUCAGGUCGCCAAUUGUCGAUUCUUACACAAUGCCAUGUGAACAUGAUGGGGGAAGAUUGACCUGUCCCCUCUGCUGUCGACGUAAUUGGGCGCAGCUGGACAUCGAUCUCUGGCGAUUGGAGAAAUGGUUGGAAUAUGCAGAAGGCACUCAGAGUGAACAGCAUUCGCCACCAGGUAACAUUGAGGAGCUGGAGGACAUAAUCCAGGAUCACAGGGAGUUCCUGCUGGAUCUGGACAGUCACAAGAGUAUAGUAGUGAGUCUAAAUAUUGUGGGGACACACCUGGCUGAUCACACAGAGGACGUGGAGAGGGCAGAGGAGUUGAGAAAUCGAUUGGCAGUUGCCAAUUCAAGGUGGGAGAAGGUCUGCCAGAGUGCAGCCAAGUGGCAGGAGGCCCUUCAGGGUGCCUUAAUGGGCAAUCAGCAGUUCCACAAAAUUGUAGACGAACUCGUAUGCUGGUUGGAGAAGACAGAGGCAUCAAUUCGUGCUUCCGAACCCAUUGAUUUGACUGAGAACACCAAUAUCAUCAGAUCGAAGUAUGAGAAGUUUAAGGAAUUGAGGAGUGAUUUGGAGAGGUGUGAACCAAGAGUUCUCUCUCUCCAGGAGGCUGCCAAUCAGCUGUUGGAGGAGCAUGUUGACACCAGGAGUCGACUCCAGGAGCUCAGGCUCAGGCUCCAGUCCUUGAGGAGACUCACUGGAAUUUAUGCUCUCAAAUUGGGCGCUGCAUUGGGGCUGGAUCCCAAGGAGGUGGGACUUGCAGCCACUACGUCGUCACUGGCUACUCUUUCUCAAGAUCUUCUCGAUGGAGCUUCAACGUCCUCAGGCCAGCCCCACGACGCAUCUUCAAUUGAUGGUGACGAACGAGAUCGUACGGUAUUGGUUCGUGGAUACCGUUUCUUAGGCCGUGUAUUAAGGGCUUCCCUACCGAUCCAAGCAUUGAUGCUACUUUUGCUUGGCGUUGCUUCGUUGGUACCCGCUGCCGAAGACGAUUACAGCUGUAUGCUAUCUAACAACUUUGCAAGAACAUUUACACCUGUAGUGGACUAUCCAAACGGCCCGCCACCCCUGUAAUUCCGAGAAUCCAAAACCGUGAGAAAUCAAGAAUUCCUCCAGAUGCAAUUCAAUCAGAAAGUAUUAAUUAUUUUUCAUACAUAAUUAUUUACUUUGACGAAAUGUCAAUUCCUCCAAAUGUAAAUAUCAAUACUCCACUGAACGAAAAAAAAAAAUGUGGAAAGCUCGAGAGUUCGUGAAUACCAGAAUGUCCCUUAAUUUAUUCAAUUAUUUUGUAUAUUGUGGUCUUUGUUGUUGUGCACAUGAUUAACUAAAAGAUUUUUUCGGUUUUCUCUGGAAAACUAUUUACUUGUGAUUGACCCAAAAGUUGUUCACUCCAUGAUUUUCUACUGGUGCUAUUCAGUGAUGGGUAACCGAAUCUAUCGAAACGAAUUUUCGAACGAUUUCGAAUCAAUAAAAAAAAAACGUUAGGAUUGCUCCCGUUGCGGGAAAUAUUGAGGAAUAAACGACUUAUUGCCGAAUAGUUACGCUUUCUAAUGGAGAUAUUAUCGCUUUAUGCACAGUGAGCUUGAUUAUGUAUUUUUAUAAGAAAGAGCUUAUACUUGGAUAUUAUUAUAAUAUAUUGCUAUGAAGAUUAA
Molecule: messenger RNA, 33358 nt
Organism: Fopius arisanus
Lineage: Eukaryota; Metazoa; Arthropoda; Insecta; Hymenoptera; Braconidae
Gene: Msp300
Product: Muscle-specific protein 300 kDa
Biological process (GO): nuclear migration
Cellular component (GO): meiotic nuclear membrane microtubule tethering complex; nuclear outer membrane; cytoplasm
Molecular function (GO): actin filament binding
Source: RefSeq, a predicted model, not a curated record